GUCCUUAUAUAAUGGUGGUGCUUGUUUCGGGAAUAAUAUGUUUUAGAUGCUGCUGAAUCGGUCAGUGGCAAAACUGCUGUGCUGUUCUCUCCGAUUAUCCCGAAAUAAUGCAUAUCUGAGGAGGCUGGGUGCCGCUCAACUCUCUACAUCGUCAGUUUUGGCAGCUGAGAAGAAAGCCGAUGAUGAGUUGGAGAAGGAGUUGAACAAGCUGAAUGAAAUCUUAAAAAAAGACUUUGCUUCAACGGUGAAGAAAGGCGAGGAGGAAAUGGACAAAACUUUCAUGAAUUUCAAAGCAAAGCGAGAGUUUUCAGCAGCAGCCUAUAAGCGCAGCAUGAUAUUCAACUGGAGAAUUGCAGCGGCCACUCUCGGUGUCGGUGCCACAUGUUUGCUAGCAUUGUUCUAUAUCAGAAAAAUUAGAUUAGAAGAGCGAGAAAAACACAUGAAAUACAUCGCCGGUAAGGCUCGUAUCGGAGGCGAUUGGGAGCUUGUUAAUACGGAAGGAAAGUUGGAGGGAUCAGAACAGCUGAAAGGGAAUUGGCUUCUACUUUACUUUGGAUUUACUCACUGUCCUGAUAUUUGUCCCGACGAAAUAGAUAAAAUGAUUGAGGUUGUCAAUAUUUUGGAUUCCAAGCCUGAAAAGGAACGCAUACCUAUUAAACCCAUAUUCAUUUCCGUGGAUCCAGAACGUGACACACCAGCUAGAGUGAAAGAGUACUGUGCAGAGUUUUCGUCAAAGCUGCAAGGCUAUACCGGGACUGUCGAGCAGGUAAAUAAAGUUGCAAAAACAUUCCGAGUCUACCACAGCCAAGGUCCUCGAACCGGAAAGAACAAAGACGAUUACAUUGUUGAUCACACUGUGAUCACCUACCUCAUUGACCCUGAGGGCAAUUUCCACGAUUAUUACGGUCAGAACAAAAGUGCAAACGAAAUCGCAAACAUUAUCCAAAUGAAAGUGCUGAAGUAUCGCGCUAAGCAUCGUAUGGCUAGUCAACCUCCAACAAAAUCCGAGUUUGUGGUUCGCGUGCCGAGGAAGAGUGACCACAAGCGUUUCUCGGUGCUCAAGUUUAAUGGGAUGGACCACGUUGAUACGUCGAAGUGGACUGUAGAGAGCAUGGUUCACAUGGAACGCGAAGAUAAUAAGAGUGUCACACUAAGCAGAGAAAGUGUGCAGGAGUACGGCGAGGGCUCAGAAUAUGGUAAAGCAGCUCGAGAAGAAGCGCGCCGAAAGAAGUAUGGACGUCAAGCCAAAUCAUACAAACUAGACAACCAGCCGUGGCAUUUGUCGUUUCUGGAAGCAGAUGGUCGAACACGAAAAAUGAAAAGUAUACGAGAGGGUGGUGCUGGUGAACAUGCCGAUUAUUGGGUAUUCUUGAAGUCUGGUGAGGAGUUCGUAGCUUAUAAAGUCGACGAUUGGCACAAGUUUCUUCCUGCUAUCACCCAUAAAACGCUGGAUAUUGAUCAGGCAGAGGAAAAGUUCUUAGAAAGAAACAAAGUUAUGAAUCAGUUUGCCCUCAAAGCACAAAUCAUGAGUCAACUAAAAGCAGGUGAGGAAGACGGCGAACAACCAGAGAAACCAACAAGAACAUUAAAAAUCAAAGACGGGUACAGCUCUUCCGACUCAGAUGGCUCAGAGGACGAUAGAAAUGAUGACGAAGGCGCUCAAAAGAAAAAAGAUAGUGUUGCGAAAAAGAAAAAAGCUCAUGAAAAACCCAAGAAAGAUAAACGUCAAAGGGUCGAGAAUGGUGAUGAGAUUGCACCCUAUGAAUCCACUGAUGGUGAAGACGAAGGGAGGGAGUACGACUAUAUGUCUGACAGUGGGUCCGAUUCGGAUCGCGAAGAGGUUCCUGGAGAUGAAAAAAUUGAAAAACAGUUGGUUGGCGUUGGCGAUGAAGAAGGGUUGAAGAAAAUGAUAGACUCGGAAGAGGAAUCAGAUAGCGAUGAGGAAGAUCUUACCAAGAAACUUUUGAAUAAUGAUGGCGAAAGGAAGAAAGAGUUGCUGGAUAUAGAGGAAAGAGACUCUUCCGGGUCCGAUACUGAUGAUCCAGACAAAGAAAAAAUUGAUUCCGUUGUUUUCAUGCCGAAGAAGGAAGUUCCUAACGGAGGUGAACCGAGCAGUAGUGGUUUAUCCAAAAAACGCUCAGCGGAGACAGAUUCGUCCGGAGGAGACGCUGCAAAUGAUGCGAAACGGCCAAAGAUCGAAUCACCUCACGUGCCUGAAGGCUUGAAUGAGGAAACUGUGAGGAAAUACCUACGUCGCAAACCACAUACUACAAAGGAAUUGCUGGCCAAGAUCAAACAAAAGUGUGGUGACAUGACAAAAGCGGAAAUUGUCACGAAAUUGGCUGCUAUACUUAAGGCUAUUGAACCUCAUCAAUUCAAGCAGAAACAAGGCAAAAAAGAUGUGUUGUUCUUUUCACUCACUAACACACUGGCUUGAAUAUAUCUUCGGUCCGUUCGAACUGCUCCACUUUUCGACAGUGCAGCUAAUGGCUCAUAAACCAGCAUCCAUAGUUUUGUGACUAUUGCUUUUUCGCACUUUUCAUGAUUGUGCAGUUUUAAUAGUCCUUACGGCAUUAAAG
Cylicocyclus nassatus is the source of this 2579-nucleotide messenger RNA. The record is from the annotation of a GenBank genome assembly. NCBI's taxonomy places the organism in Eukaryota, Metazoa, Nematoda, Chromadorea, Rhabditida, Strongylidae.